Messenger RNA from Aspergillus affinis, 669 nucleotides. Its product is annotated as class I SAM-dependent methyltransferase. Bases 1 to 669 code for a protein of 222 amino acids. NCBI's taxonomy places the organism in Eukaryota, Fungi, Ascomycota, Eurotiomycetes, Eurotiales, Aspergillaceae. The transcript has a single exon. The record is from RefSeq and is a predicted model, not a curated record.
AUGGCCGCCGAAGCAGAGCUAAUGUUCGAUGAUAUCGCAAAAAACUACGAAGCAACCUUUGCUGAAGACCCCAGCUUGCACCAAGUGAUUGACCAAGUCCUGAGCCUUCUCAAACCAGAGUCUCAAGUCCUCGAUGUAGGAUGUGGAACAGGAAAGCCAGUAUCCCAUCGGCUCGCUCAGGCUGGCCACCAUGUCACCGGAAUCGACAUCGCCCAGAACAUGCUUGAUAUUGCCACCAACCAGGUAAAAGCGCAGUUUGUCAAGUCUGACAUGACCCAGUACGAGCCAGCGAAACGCUUCGACGUUAUAUUCGCCAUCUUCUCGCUGUUUAACAUGUCGCGAGCCCAGGCGCAAUCUAUGGUGGCUAAGUUCCACGACUGGCUGAACCCACACGGUCGACUUGUUCUGGCUACUAUCCCCAGCGAGUGCCUAUUUCAGGACCCGAGUGCCUAUGACGAGUCCGGGGAAUGGGCUGACAAGAAAUCGAUGUAUUUUAUGGGACAUAAUUUCUACGGGUCCGCAGCGACAAAGAGCGGUUGGAUGAACUUGUUCGCUGAAAUUGGAUUCGAGAUGGAGGAUCAUUUCUCGUAUCAUUUCGCGCCGCCGACCUUGGAUGCGCAUAAGAUGGAUCCUGAUCAUUUGUAUUUUAUCGUUCGUCGAAGAUGCUGA